This is a messenger RNA of Monoraphidium neglectum, 738 nucleotides long. RefSeq lists its product as hypothetical. Lineage: Eukaryota; Viridiplantae; Chlorophyta; Chlorophyceae; Sphaeropleales; Selenastraceae. Bases 1 to 738 code for a protein of 245 amino acids. The record is from RefSeq and is a predicted model, not a curated record. The transcript is spliced from 2 exons. Gene Ontology annotation, cellular component: EMC complex.
AUGGGCGCCCAAGACUAUGAGCUGUCGGAGGAGGCGGCUCUACUAAUCCUGCUGCACGCGUCGAAGCACCCCUCCUGCACCGUCAACGGCGCCCUCCUCGGCAAGCCCCGCGGCGGCGGCGGCUUCAUCAUUUCCUCGGCGGUGCCGCUGUUCCACCGCUCGCACGUCAUGGCGCCAUGCGUUGAGGCUGCACUGACGCAGGCGGAGGUGGCGGCGCAAGCCCAGGGCCUGUCGCUGGUCGGCUACUAUCAUGGGGAUUACAAAUUCGCCCCCGCCGAACUGAGCCCCUUGGGCCGCAAGAUCGCGGACCGCAUAGCAGACCGGCAGCCAGCGGCAUGCGUGCUGCUCCUCGAUAACAUUCAGCUAGCAUCCUUCACAGGCGCGGCGGCUGCGGCCGCGGCUGCGGCAGGCGGCGCAGGAGGCGGCAGCAACAGCGGCGGCGGCGGCGGCGGGGGCGGCGGCGGCGCAGUGGCUGCGGGUGGCGGGCAGCCGCUGGAGCUGCUGCUGCGGGAGCCCUCUGCCAAGGGCGCCGCGUGGCGGCGAGUGCAGCAGCAGGCGGGCGGCGGCGGGCUCGCGGCCGGCGGCGGCGGGUGGGGCGCGGUUCAAAAGCGGUACCUCAACCUCUUUGCGGCGGGGCGGCACAGGGCCCUGGCGGAUUUUGACGACCACUUGGAUGACCUGAGUCGGGACUAUCUGAACGAGGGGCUGCUGGACGGAAGCGAGCUGUUGACGCGGUAG